GGAUCCGCCGGCACCUCCCGGGCCCGGCACUCGCCGCCGCCGCCAACUUCGGUCGGCGGUCGCCCUCGGUGCCGCCGUUCCCGGAGCCCAGCGCCGCUGCGGCGACGGGGAGAGCAGCGCCGGCAGCCUUCCCCUGCUCCCCUCUCGCUGCCGGCGGGGGGCUCGGCCCGGCGCUGCGACGGGGCCGCGGCCCCCGGGGCAGGUGCGUCCCCUCGCGGUCUCCGGCGGCCGCGACGCCGCGGAGGGAGGCGCGGAACCCCGUGCCCGCCGCGGGCGCCCGCUCACCUGCUGCUGCCGCCCGGGGACGCGGCGCCCGGGAGAUGCAGGGCGCCCCGUCCCGGCGGCCGGCUCUGCGGGGGCUGCCCCAGCGCCGCCGCCCGCAGCCCACCAUGACCGGGCCGAGACUGGCCCUCGCCGCCGCGCUCCUCUGCAGCUGCACCUCGCCGGUGGCCGACGCCAGCUCCUGGUGGUCUUUGGCCAUGAACCCCAUCCAGAGACCUGAGAUGUACAUCAUCGGCGCUCAGCCGGUGUGCAGCCAGCUGCCGGGGCUCUCCCCUGGGCAGCGCAAGCUCUGCCAGCUGUACCAGGAGCACAUGGUGUUCAUCGGGGAAGGGGCCCGCAGUGCCAUCAAGGAGUGCCAGUACCAGUUUCGGCAGCGGCGGUGGAACUGCAGCACGGUGGACAACACCUCCGUCUUUGGGCGGGUCAUGAAAAUAGGUAGCCGAGAGACUGCUUUCACCUAUGCCGUCAGUGCUGCUGGGGUGGUGAACGCCAUCAGCCGGGCUUGCCGUGAAGGAGAGCUCUCCAGCUGUGGCUGCAGCCGGACUGCCCGGCCCAAGGACUUGCCCCGAGACUGGCUGUGGGGUGGCUGCGGGGACAAUGUGGAGUAUGGAUAUCGUUUUGCCAAGGAGUUUGUGGAUGCCAAAGAGAGGGAGAAGAAUUACGUGAGAGGUUCGGAGGAGCAGGCUCGCAUGCUGAUGAACUUGCAGAACAACGAGGCUGGUCGCAGGGCUGUGUACAAGCUGGCAGAUGUGGCCUGCAAGUGCCACGGUGUGUCAGGCUCCUGCAGCCUCAAGACCUGCUGGCUGCAGCUGGCUGACUUCCGCAAGGUGGGCGACUUGCUGAAGGAGAAGUACGACAGUGCCGCUGCCAUGAGGAUCAGCCGCAAGGGCAAGCUGGAGCUGGUGAACAACCGUUUCAACAUGCCAACGCAAGAGGACCUGGUCUACGUUGACCCCAGCCCGGACUAUUGCUUGCGCAAUGAGACCACUGGUUCGCUGGGGACUCAGGGCCGGCUGUGCAACAAGACCUCAGAGGGCAUGGAUGGCUGUGAGCUGAUGUGCUGUGGACGGGGUUAUGACCAGUUCAAGAGUGUCCAGGUGGAGCGUUGCCACUGCAAGUUCCAUUGGUGCUGUUACGUCAAGUGUAAAAAGUGCACAGAGAUUGUCGACCAGUACGUCUGUAAAUGAAAAGAGCCACCAAAGCAACAAAUCUAUAUUAUAUAAAUCUAUAUAAAUAUAUUUUAUAUUUGUAUAAAUAAACAGAUGAUGAUAAUAAUUAAAGAAGCUUAUUUAAGAGACA
Molecule: messenger RNA, 1581 nt
Organism: Columba livia (rock pigeon)
Lineage: Eukaryota; Metazoa; Chordata; Aves; Columbiformes; Columbidae
Gene: WNT5B
Product: Wnt family member 5B
Exons: 5
Coding region: 321-1469 (382 amino acids)
Biological process (GO): multicellular organism development; cell fate commitment; neuron differentiation
Cellular component (GO): extracellular region
Molecular function (GO): frizzled binding; cytokine activity
Source: RefSeq, a predicted model, not a curated record